GCGUCUCCGGCCACUCCCCUCGUCGUGGGCUUGGGCCGGGAGCAUGGCGCGCUGGUUCCGGGACCGGCUCCUCUUCCGAAAGCCGCCGCCGCCGGAGCCCGAUUACAAGCAGCCCGGCCCCGAGGAGGAGGAGGAGCAGGAGGAAGGCGGGGAGGAGGCGGAGGAAGAGGCGAAGGGCUCUCAGCCGGACCUGGUGGCCGCCUAUCGGCUCCAGAGGGAGCGGGACUUCGAGGACCCCUACGCGGCCGAAGAGAAAGGCGAGCCACAGCCGCCGCCUCGUCCCGGUCUCCCGCCCAGCCAAGGGCGCCGCUGCCGCUCCCCCAGGAGGCGCCUGAUCCGGGUGGAGGCGCAAGCAAUGGCGGCCUCGGAUGCCUUCUCCUCCCGGCCCAGCCAGAGGAAGAUGUUGAUCUUGGACGACUAUGCGGAUCCCUUCGACACCCGGCAAGAGGCCGGAACCAGUCCAAAAGGGGAGCAGGAAAGGGCCAGAAGCGAAGGCUACAUGGAGCCCUAUGAAGCGCAGCGGUUGCUGGCCGAGAUCCAGAAGAAAGGCUCCAAGGAUGGACUCGCUUCUCCGAAGCCUUUGCACUUAUACGAUGUUCCUUACGAACCGUCUGAGAAUGGCACAGACCCAGGGCCAUUGCCUGGUGCCCCGUGCCGAUAUUCGUGGCUUCCGGAAGAUGAUGAGCGGCCGCCGGAAGAAUACGAUCAGCCCUGGGAGUGGAAGAAGGAGCGGAUCUCCAGGGUCUUUGCCGUUGAGAUCGAAGGGAACCAGGAGUUGCCGUGGCCGCCCCCGGUUGGACAGCUGGACAGCAAUACAAACCACUCGGAGGUGGAGGGGUCCCUCGCCCCUCAGAACAUUCGCACCCGAUGCCAGUCUUCAAGCACUCCGCCAAACCUCCAGAACGCCAGUCCCAGUUCCCCCGAUGCUGCAGCCACGUCUAAUUCCUUCGAGUCCGGCGGCCAAGCAGCACUGACGAACCUGCUGCCAACUUGCAUGGAGAAGACCGGCAGCGCGUGUUGGUCGAGCAUGGAGCAUGGGCUGGCUUUUGGGGAGCGCGUCAACCCCGCUUUGCCGCUGGAGAGCCAGGCGUGGUACCAUGGGACCUUGAGCCGGGUCGAUGCCGAAGGGCUCCUGCGGCUUUGCAGAGAAGCCAGCUACCUUGUGAGGAACAGCGAGAGCAGCCAUGACGCCUUCUCCCUCUCCCUCAAGAGCAGCCAGGGCUUUCUCCACAUGAAGCUCUUACCAACGGAUGACAACAAGUUCGUCCUGGGCCAGCACAGCCCUCCCUUCGAUAACGUCCCGGAAAUCAUCCACCACUACGCCAGCCACAAGUUGCCCAUCCAAGGGGCAGAGCAUAUGUCCUUGCUCUACCCGGUCACCACACAGCCCUCCAGUUGCCUUGUGGCUGAGCAGUGAUUUCGGAGGAGAACCACAAACUGGUGUGUACUGGGACCAAGCAGGAGUGGGACUUCUGGACUACAGUUGGCUGCAGUGGUUGGGAGAAGAGGAAUCUAAGGAAGGUUAUGGUUGGACGUCGUGGCCAAUUAAAACGGGACAAAUCUGGGACUCCGGAUACAAGAACUUUUCUGCCUUGUGAUGUAUUUGCAUUGAUACUUUGCAUGCUGGACUCCCGUUUAGUUGGCCUAUUCACCUAUUGCGAUGAGAAGGAUCAAUACUCAGACUGGAGAUGAUGUAUUUAUUUGGCACCAUGAAUGUGUCAUAGAAUCCUCCCUGGUUCUGCUUAUUGGCUGUGGUGUCCGCAGGCUUUAAUGUUGACAUAAUCCAAUGUCGCAUCAGAAUGGACAUUUAUUUAUUCAAACUGGAAUUUUCCAGUUGGAAAAAAAAAACUACACUACAUUGCCCAACAUAUCAUCCUUUCUGUGUACAGGAUAACAAGAGAAGCGUGCCUCAUUGGUGAUGCAUUUGAUCAAGAGAGAGGAAGCAGCCAAGUUGCCGAAACUCUGCCUGAUUUCAGAAAUGUGCUCCUAACUAUAUUUCAACUAUAUUCUCUCUCUUGCCGGACUGCCAUUUGAUGCAACAUAUGCCCAGCUAGGAAGAUCCUCAGAGUUUUCUGUGAGCAGAUUGCAAUGGCAAUGGGAUUUUUCAUUUUGGCAAGUCUGUGGAUUUACGAGGGUUGAAUGAAAAGUAAUGCCUCCACCUUCAUUACUUGGGUUUGGAUAGGAAUAUUUUAAUAAAUCAAUCCACCUUCAUUACUUGGGUUUGGAUAGGAAUAUUUUAAUAAAUCAGUCGCGGAAAUAAUCCGUAGAAUGUGCUCUUUAACUACAAAUAUUCACUUUUCGGCAUAAUCACCAGACAAUUGGGAAACAUUUCUGCCAAUGAUGAACAAAUUUUCUGAAGCCGUCACAGAAGAAGUCGACACUCUGUUUCCGCAACCCAUCGUGCACAGAUCUUCCGAUAGCCAAGCAAAGCAAUAAUGUGACCCACACGUUCUUGUGAAAUGCCAAUUAUGCUUGAAAUUUCUCUCUGAGUGAUACGACGAUCGUCCUGAAUCAAUCUGUCAACAUUUUGCUUGUGAAACUCGGUGGUUGUUGUCACAGGACGUCCAACUCUUUGUUUGUCACGCUAGUUAGAUGUUCCCACCUCAACAUCUUUAAACUUACUCGCCCAACGACCCACAGUACUCACAUCAACACAAUCACCAUCAACAGCUUGCAUUCUCUGAUGAAUCCCCUUUGGGUUGACACCUUCUGCGGUCAAGAAUUCAAUGACUGCACGUUGCUUAAGUCGCAUUGACUGACCGUCUGCGCAGGGUUCCAUACUUUGCACUUUAACAAUGCAACCCUUCAAUGCUAAGGCUUGCUGCCAAAAUAGAACUGUAGAGGAGAGUCUACUGAACAAGCCAGUACUUGCCACAUACCAAUACUGACAUCUGUUGAGGAGUUACGAAGGUGGAGGCAUUACUUUUCAUUCAACCCUCGUAAGACACUGUUGGAUGGCACACAUGGUUCCUGUAGCUGGCUGUGACAUCUCUGGUGGCUUUACUGAAUACGUCCAAACCUGGCAGCUCUUUAGAAUGUGUGAAUGGACUGCAACCAGCUCUCCUGGCAUCUGAACAAUUCUGGACGACCCGUGGAUGAGCCCAUAAUCCAUGAAAGGUUUCUUCUCUGGAGGACCAUGGAAGGAGGCAAAGGAGGAGACUUUCUUCAGGGCCAGAUGGCUUUGCAAAAGGCAACUUUCUGUGUCCCUGUGAUAAAAGCAUUUUGCAUGCAUCAGGAUCUUUAUUAUUCCCUAUUUACCCAGGAUGCGUCGUGAAGCCUUUGUUUCAUACCAGUCAGGGAGACUUUUGUUCCUGGCUUCUAGCUAUAUAAAUAAAAAUGUAAUGUUCGUU
This is a messenger RNA of Anolis sagrei ordinatus, 3350 nucleotides long. It is a transcript of the gene SHF, whose product is annotated as Src homology 2 domain containing F. Lineage: Eukaryota; Metazoa; Chordata; Lepidosauria; Squamata; Anolidae. The record is from RefSeq and is a predicted model, not a curated record. Gene Ontology annotation, molecular function: phosphotyrosine residue binding.